Molecule: messenger RNA, 2055 nt
Organism: Acromyrmex echinatior (Panamanian leafcutter ant)
Lineage: Eukaryota; Metazoa; Arthropoda; Insecta; Hymenoptera; Formicidae
Gene: Tmem18
Product: transmembrane protein 18
Cellular component (GO): nuclear membrane
Source: RefSeq, a predicted model, not a curated record
CGAGGGAUGAGCCGUUUCACAGCCUUUUCACAGCGACGGACAGCAUCGACGGUAUCUGGCCCUUCCUGCAAAGCGAAGAGGGAAAAGGAGAAAAAAUAUAGAAGAGGAAGAGUGAGGAAUUAGAGCAGACGUUGCAUCUCGUGAUUGAAAGAUAAGAAUAGAAGAGUAGAGAAGCACGAGGGAAUUAAACGCGAGUAAAAACGGACUUUCUGCAACGUUUUUCGGCUUAUAAUCCAGAAGAAGAAUCGCUGAAUGCACCAUAAAAAAAAAACAAAAUUGCACAGACAACGAAUAUGAAAAUUGUGCGAUUCAAUGAAGGUGAAGAUAUCGAUUGGAGGGAUCCAUGGCUAGCUGCGCUAUUGACUUUUCAUAUUGCCAUCACAAUGACCGCGUUAAUGACAAGGAACCACGCGAAUUUUCAGAUAAUCCUGUUUCUCGUGCUCUUACUCCUGGUUUAUUUCUCAGAAAGUAUUAACGAGGUUGCGGCGACAAACUGGAUGGUAUUUUCUAGACAGCAGUACUUCGACUCACAAGGCUGGUUUAUAUCCAUCGUUUUCUCUGUGCCUAUUUUAAUGAACUGCAUGAUCAUGGUGGCCAGUUGGCUUUAUCAAUCCAGUCAAUUAAUGACGAGCUUGAAGCGAGCUCAGUUGCGGCAGCAAGCCAUAAAUCGCCAGACAAACGGUGAGGCGACGAAUGAAAGAACGAUUGCCCGAUCUCGCCAAUCGGACGGUGAGGCGACAAAUGUGAGAACAACUGUCCGACCUCGCCAGUCGGAUGGCGAAGCAACGAACGAAGUAACGGCUGCCCGGCUGAAACACGAGUGAAGAUCCGAAAAUCUAGUCAUAACACGCGGCGGAACGAGAGUGCAAGACAUAUGUGCUAUUUAAUUUAAGGACAAGAGAGAAUUAUAUUUACGUCGACUUACAGCUAGAUUUCACAGAGCGUUAUGUAUUUUUAGCCAUUGUCGACUUAAUAAUCGUUCUGAACUCGACCGUGAAACGCCGAUUAGCCAGUUUGAUAUUACACGCGAAAACUUGCGCAACAGAAAAGGGAGGGGAAAUAAAUAAAACAAUACAUCGGUACAAUCGGAACGAUAAUGCACGUCGGAGUUGCCUAGUCAAACUCUCCGUUAGAACGUACCUCCCGAUAUCGUGCCGUAUUACACACAACGAUUUUAUGGAAUUAACCCAUUUGAUAUGCGAAACGCAACUGGAUUGAUGACAGAUAAUCGGUCGUGCUACGAACAAUAACUACGCAGAAGGAGCAUGACAAUGCAGCAAGCCACGUGCUUGUUCUUGUCUUAUUAUUUAAGGCCAACUUCGACCAAACUGUAAUCAUAACUAUCAUUUUUUUAGCAACUGUAAUUAAAUUAUCUAUUUAAUCAGUGACUAAUUGCCUAGCAGAAAAAUAUCCAACUGUAUUAUACAAUUAGCAUAGCAUCUGUGACCUUUAAUUUUUUAACGUGUAGUGGAAAUGAAAAAAAAAGUUAAUGAUUUUGCUUAUGAGCUAAAUUGCAUUUAAUACAUUCAUCAUAAUACCGCCGGAGGCAAUUAAUCGCAGCUUGGUCGAGGUCGUCCAUAAAGAACAUUCCACUAGUUUAUUCAUAUUGUUUUGAUAUUCAGACACUGAUCAUGAAAAUCAAAGUGUUCUUAAUAUGUGUAAUUAACGUACUUAUUACAUAAAAUAGCGCAAGCACGUCACUUUCACUGUAAUAGCUCCGCUGUAAAGAGACAUAAUGUAUUAAUUAAGGACCCAGAUAACACAAUAACAUCUGUGUGUAUGUGUGUAUGUGUGUGUGUGUGUUUUGUGUGUGUGUGUAGCGAGGGAAUUUUGCGUGAGUUUUGCAAGUAUAAGCAACAGCCUUCCACGACUACGAGUCGUGCUUCACGAUUUUGACGAAGGAACAUAAGAUGUGCCAGGGUGUGAUGUGUUAUAUUGUUUUCAAUUGUAUAUUGUAUAUUGAUGUAAAUCAAAGCGCAUUACUUUGCCGCCUUUAUAUUUAAUAUAACGCGUUUAAUCAUUUUAAGAUAAUAAAAGAGUAUUUGUUCAUACAAA